Xiphophorus maculatus (southern platyfish) is the source of this 1867-nucleotide messenger RNA. Its product is annotated as voltage-dependent anion-selective channel protein 3-like. Gene Ontology annotation, molecular function: voltage-gated monoatomic anion channel activity. NCBI's taxonomy places the organism in Eukaryota, Metazoa, Chordata, Actinopteri, Cyprinodontiformes, Poeciliidae. Gene Ontology annotation, cellular component: mitochondrial outer membrane. The coding region runs from base 286 to 1134 and encodes 282 amino acids. The transcript is spliced from 10 exons. Gene Ontology annotation, biological process: monoatomic anion transmembrane transport. The record is from RefSeq and is a predicted model, not a curated record.
UAAUAUUUCUUAUGUUUUCUUUUGUUCACUAUUGUAUUGAUUUACAUUUAACGUGACAGACAUGUCUAUCGAAAAUUUAUGGAAAUGCGAAACAAAAACGAGGGAUAACUCCAAGCUUUUAGUAGAUGGCGCUGGCAGCGCGCGCAUGCUCAUUAGUAGGUCUCCUUCAUUGUGCCCUGUCUUCAGAAAAAGCAGCGCGUAGCUAGGCUAGCUGGCAAUCCUCUCAGCAGCAUCACGCCAAGGUCCUCUGUAGGCUUUGUGGAUACGGUUCUGCUGGACUGAAAAAUGGAUAGUCCUCCUACAUACACGGACCUUGGCAAGGCCGCCAAGGACAUCUUCAGCAAGGGCUACGGCUUCGGGGCUGUGAAGAUAGAGCUGAAGACCAGGUCUGACAAUGGAGUGAUGGAGUUUCACUCUACGGGCUUCAGCAACAUGGACACAGGGAAGGCUACUGGCAACCUGGAGACCAAGUACAAGAUAACGGAUCACAGCUUGACCAUCAGCCAGAAGUGGAACACGGACAACGUGUUGGUUAAUGAGGUCACUGUGGAGGACAAGCUUGCUAAAGGACUGAAGAUCGGCACGGAAACUUCCUUUGUACCAAACACAGGCAAGAAAACUGGCAAGCUGAAGACGGGCUACAAGUGCCAGAGUAUGAACCUGGCCUGCGACGUGGACCUGCAGGGCCCCAUUGUCCACGGCUCUGUUGUGCUGGGCUUCGAAGGCUGGCUGGGCGGCUACCAGACGCUCUACGACGCCACCAAAUCCAAACCGAGCCACCACAACUUCGCCCUGGGGUUCAAGUCUACGGACUUUCAGGUGCACACCUGCGUUAACGAAGGCAGCGAGUUCAGCGGCUCCAUCUACCAGAAGGUGGACGACAAGCUGGAGACGGCGAUCACCCUGGCCUGGACCGCCGGCAGCAACAACACUCGCUUCGGCGUCGCAGGCAAAUACAUGCUGGACAAGGACACCUCUCUGUCAGCCAAAGUGAACAAUGCCAGCCUGAUUGGAGUCGGCUACACCCAGAGCCUUCGGCCAGGCGUGAAGCUCACCCUCUCUGCCCUCAUCGACGGGAAGAACUUCAACGCAGGCGGACACAAGCUGGGGUUGGGCUUCGAGCUGGAUGCAUAACCAGAACUCCUCACCUGCACCGGACAGCACCACCUUUCAUAUAGCUCCUCUCCUCUGGACUCACCUUUAACCCCACACCCCCACACCCCCAUACACACUCUGCGCUCCUAACGAGCAUUUCUGACACUAAAAGUCGAGUCUAGGGAGGCGGAGUGUCGGCCCUGAAAUUUGGCGGUGCGCGGUUGCGAAGGAGUUCCUGAUGUUCUGGCUGAAGUCACACCAUUUUAUUUCGCUGUAGGUCUUGAAAGACGUAACCGUUGGUGUAAAAGUGUGUAACUCAUCCCAGCAGUCUUUACCUAAAAGCAUGAGAGAAUGACAACAUGGCCGCAGAGGCUGGCGGAUGUUUCUUUGCUUGGUUAAAAAGGUGCAGUGUGUCUGCUUUUUUUUUUUUUUUAAAUAAGUUCAAACACUUUAGUUUUUACUCACGCCCGUUUUUAUUUGGUUUCAACUGAAAUCCUUCAUGAGAGCCUCUUGCGUCUGCGUGGCCGCUCUGUCUGCCAGGUGAAAUCAAUGUGGUGGAAUCUUCUGGUAUCUUCCCGUAGUUUAGUUUGGCAUUUCUACAGCGUUGCUUUCAUCUGUCUCGGCUCAGCGGCCACAAAGAUAGCGAGGAUGUUUUGCAUGGAGGCGCGGCCGGUUCCUCGAGCGACCUCUGGCCAGUAACGGCUGCUUGUCCUCACUGGUUCAUCGCCACACUGUUAACCCCCUCCACCCCCGACCUCCCCUCCACCCCCGA